AUGCUGAGCUCGAAUCUUGUCGCGAAGUGUCAAACGUUUUUCGCCGGAGCUGCUGUUUUUCUAAACGCAUGUCUGAUUUUUCUGAUCGUCAAAAAAUCACCGAAGCAACUUGGAUCAUAUCGAUAUUUGAUGAUUUAUAUUUCGAUCUUUGAAAUCGUUUACUCGUUGAUCGAUUCCGUGGUUUCGCCAACGAUUUUAUCGCAUGGCUCGACUUUUGCAAUUGUUCUACGGAAAACUACAACAUUUCUAUCGGAAGAGACUUUAUUCAUACUUGGAUGUGAAUGGUGUGGAUGUUUCGGAGCUUUCAUGUUUAUUUUUGCUAUUCAAUUCAUCUACAGAUAUUUGGUAGUAACAAGGUUAGAUUGACGUUUAGAUAAUCAAAGUAAACAAUUUCUUAUAGUAAAUCGAAAAUUCUGAAAUCAUUCGAUGAUUGGCGAAUGAUUUUUUGGAUCUUAUCUCCAAUUAUUCUUGGAACCAUUUGGGGAUCACUCGCUUUCGUCUAUUUAUCGAAAAAUUCAGAAACUGAGGAUGAAAUUCGAAGUGCCCUCCUCUCAGAAAUCGAUGUUCCUCUUGAUAAUGUUGUUUAUAUGGGUGCAACUUUAUAUCACAAAGAUUCCGAUGGGAAUAAAUCAAUUUUCGUAAAUACUUUGAUAAUGAUAUCGUUCAAGUUAACAGUUCUUACCGUAUCUUUUCUUUGUAUUUUUUUUUUCGCGAGUCUGACAUUACUGGAAAUGCGAAAAGUAUCAACAAUAUCAACACAACAAUCAAAAGAACUUGAUCGUAUUCAAUCUCAAGCAUUCUACGCAUUGAUUUCUCAAUCUUGUAUUCCAGUUAUUCUGAUGCAUUUUCCUUGUACCAUUGUUUUCCUCGCUUCUGUUUUCGAUUUUGAUUUAGGCACAUCAGGUGGCAUAUCUGCUAUUACAUUUGCCAUGUUUCCUGCUAUUGAUCCACUUCCCGUUAUGUUGAUUAUUCAGAAUUUCCGAGGAACAUUGAUAAGUGUUGUGACAACUCCAGUUCAAAUCAUUACCAAAACACGGAAUGUUUAA
Caenorhabditis angaria is the source of this 1046-nucleotide messenger RNA. The record is from the annotation of a GenBank genome assembly. NCBI's taxonomy places the organism in Eukaryota, Metazoa, Nematoda, Chromadorea, Rhabditida, Rhabditidae.